Molecule: messenger RNA, 801 nt
Organism: Trematosphaeria pertusa
Lineage: Eukaryota; Fungi; Ascomycota; Dothideomycetes; Pleosporales; Trematosphaeriaceae
Exons: 1
Coding region: 1-801 (266 amino acids)
Source: RefSeq, a predicted model, not a curated record
AUGGCUACGAUAGGCCGAGGCUGGAACGACCUACCGGUAGAACUGCAGCUGAAAAUCCUCGAAUACCGUCUGUGUUCUGUCACCAGGCCAAUCUUAAAACAAGUUCAUGAUCGCAUUGCGUGGGAGCGCCUUGUCCCUCUGGCUUUAGUUGACAAACAUUUCAAAGUACUGGCUACAAAGAUCUACUACGGGUCGAACGCCUUUCACCUCGACGUCAGAGGCUACAGCCAAACGACUGCUUCUGGCCGGCAAAGCUUCUAUUGGUACGCGUAUCCAAAACCUUGUGUCGGCCACCUCGUUCGAAAGCUGCAAAUCGCUCUUCAAGUCACGCUUUGUCCCGACCUUUCCUCAUUGGAUCAGAUGCUGAGCGGCUUAUACUGCUCGCUGAAUCUACUCUUGAUUCCGAAUCAGCCGCAUCCCCUCUACCGCUCCCAGCGAACCCGAUGGCAAGCAUCUCUCCCCAAGUUGAACGAGCUGAAGCUUGACUUGAGGGAUUAUGUCGGCUGUACGAGGACUCAUUUCAGCCCGACGGAGCUUGGCUGGGUGGACCUGUGCCAUGUUUUGGUGCGGGCAAAGAAAGUGGAGGCUGUAUUCAAUAACGGCUGGAUUAGCCGCCGCGAGGACGGGUUCUUCUCCAAUGUGCAGGAUCGCCGCGCCGAUCCAUGUCCCUGCGUCAAGAGUCUUGUUGAUGCGAUCACGAGCUUGAUCAAGGUACGACAUGAUGAGGAAAAAUGCCAUGAUGGAAAUAACAUAACCGAUGCGCUGGACUCAGCGACAUCACAAAUGGUGAUGCCAGCUUGA